Vigna umbellata (rice bean) is the source of this 2312-nucleotide messenger RNA. The record is from RefSeq and is a predicted model, not a curated record. Lineage: Eukaryota; Viridiplantae; Streptophyta; Magnoliopsida; Fabales; Fabaceae.
ACCUCCAGAAUAGAUUCUCCCAUCUUUUCUUACAACAUUGUUUAUAUUGAGAAGAUGGACAGCUCUAACUAUUCCAGUUGGUAUUCGACACCUGGUUAUGGUUAAGUGGGUUGAGCUACAAAUCUCGUCUUACUAUCACUACUGAAUUCAUUCCUACAUAAAAUCGUGAAUUGCUUUUGUUACAUGGAGCAUGAGUUGCUUUUGCAUUCAACAACCCCACUUUGUUUGGGUAUAAGGACAAGAUGUUCAUGAACACUAUAAAGGUCUUACAGACAAGUACACGUGUACAUUACCACUUUGUAAAGUGUGAAUAGGGACACCAAAUUGAUUGUUGAUUUCAUUAAAAAGGGAUUGAUAAGUAGAAAAUAAUUUUGAACAUCUUUAAUUGAAUAUAAUCACAUGCAACGGGAACAGUCUUCUAUAAAAGUAACAAUAUCUUGACUUUAAUAUAGAAUCAAUCUAAUAAAUCCUAAUAUCCACCGCUACUAUAUUUACAAGAUUCUAGCAGGAUGAAAUAAAGCGUGAAGUGGUCAUCAAUUAAAACAUGAGUGGUUCUUACAGUUCAGAACGACUUACAUCUGUCUCAGAGAUUCAACUGAUGGUUUUUAAACUAAAGUUUUAAUUGAUUAUGGAUCAAAUGAUGACCACUUCGUAAUACUCAGGAUGGUUUGAACCUAGUACUGCACUUCAAUUGUCAGUUUGCUAAUGAUUUGGAAGGCUGGACCAUACCAGCUGAUGGACCAGUUUCUGGUUUAAAUUUUAUGUUCUAAACAGGAAGUUGCAUAUUCAAUGGACCAUUUGAAAUGUGGUAAGAUGUAGUAGACACUUAAUGUGUAUAACUCGAAAAGAGAUUUUCAUUGUAGGGCGCUCAAAUGCAAUAAAUAUAGCUGAGAGGUUGGGACUACCAUCUGUUGUUGUAGAUACUGCUCGUAAGUUAUAUGGUUCUGCUAGUGCAGAGAUAGAUGAGGUAAUAACUGAUAUGGAAAGGUUGAAACAAAAUUACCAAGAGCUGAUGGAUGAAGCGCGUAAUUAUCUGAUGCACUCCAGAGGACUUUACAAUAGUCUAUUGAACACCAGAAGGAAGAUUGUGAAACAUACUACUGAUAUACAAUUAAAGAAGAUGAGAGAUGUAUCCGAGGCUGCGGCAAUGGCAAGAUCCAUCCUUCACAAGAAAGUGAGGGAGUUGGAUGUAUCAGCUAAGCAACCUCCACAGAACACUAAAACUAUUAGCAGCUCUCAUUUAUCAGCAACCAACAAAAGCCAAACUGCAGCAAAUAACAGAAAAUCUGUUGUUGCUGAUAGAAAUACAGCUGCCGUAAAAGUUUUUAGUCAAUCAUCAUCAGGUUCAGAUAAAUCUAAGCCUCCCAAGGUUGGUGAUAGUGUUCAUAUCUCUUCCCUUGGGAAAAAAGUGACGGUUUUAGAAGUAGAUUCAUCCAAAGGAGAAAUUGUAGUUCAAGCUGGAAUCAUGAAGUUGAAGCUGAAACUAACUGACGUUCAGAGAUCAUAGAAGUAGGGAAACCAUGACCAAUGUCAUAAAUGAGGAAAAUGUGCAUUGAAAGUGCUAUCAUACGAUGUGGCGUUAGAGGAAAAAAAGGUGGGGGGAUUUUCAAUAUCAGAAACUUCAGUUCCUAGAUUUAGCCGGAUGUGUCAAACAAUACAGUUUUGCAAUGUCAUCAGCUGUGCAAAUAGUUGGCGUGCUAAUUAUGCAAGACUGUGAAAUAAAGAAGAAAACAAGCUAUUCAGUUGAAGUUGUGAACAUCACAUGGUGCUUGCUUGGUGGAAAGAACAGUGACAGGCCUUUUUUGACACUGAUGGAGAUGGAAUGUCCCUACUCUCUUGAAGAAGAUUCUACCGGAUUCCAAUUAUGUGAUUGGAUUCCUUUAACUGAAAAACACCUUCCACGCCCUCCUUACAAAAUCAAUUUCUGAAAGGGGAUCAUGGCGUGACUGUAGAAACGCUUUUUUAUCUGCUAUAGUACAAUGGCGAUAACCAAGUCAGAAUCUAGGAUCUUGUACAAAUCAUCUCGAUUCCCCAACCACUAGCCCCACCCUUGUGGCUUAGAAAGAUUGAGUGUGGUAAAAACACAAGGUUGAUGUACAAAACUAGUUUUCUUUUUUCCAACACAGUUUUGUGUAGGGUGUUUGUUUCUGCAUCAAAAUGUAUGAAAUGCAGUUUUUUUCAUAAGCAACCUAGUGAAGUUUCUUUUUGUUCUUUUUAAGAAAUAGAAGUGAUUUUACAUUCUCAAAUGCAUGUCCAAACAUAUGUAAUUAUUGUAGUUUAUUGCCCCCAUCUACUGAUUUAGUUUUAAUUUC